AUGCGUCAGUUCGAGGACUACGUGCUCGAGUCCUUUGACCACACCACUGGCUGGUACCAGGAUAACAGCUAUGAGGGCCUCAACCGGACCGCUGACCAGCUUAUGCAAUUCCGACUCCCCACGGGCCUGAAACUCUCCUUCUCAUCACUCGCGACCCCCAACUUUUCGACUUCGUAUCAUCUCGGCGCCGGUGGUCGGUUCGACGGCUCUAUUUGCUACCUGUUCUCUUCAGUGCCGUUGAAAAAUGUCAUAUCGAGAUCCGACUCGAUACCGCUUCCGGUCUUGCUGCGUUCGUACAGACAGGUCCAGGACCUGCCGCCGUUCCAGCCCAGCCAUGAUGCGGCGCCACCGGCUCCAGCACCGACUCCCGGGGAACGUUUUCAAGAAUUCAUAAAGCAGCCAUGGCUCGUGUUUGGACGCAUGUUCUUGCCAGAGUCGAUGCUGGAGGCGCAGGUGGUGAAGCGCGCCUCGCCUAAUCUGAGAUUCCAAGUUAAGGGCGUGAGCCAAGCCGACUUACCCAAUGGCGGAACCAUACUCGGAAGUGUGCAGUACACGAAACCGCGGUAUGGCGUCGCGGGGCUGCUGUCUACAGACGGAGGCCUUCUUGGCUUCAGGGGUUUGUAUAAUUUUGGCGGCGACACGAUCCCUACACCAUCAUCGCCCAGGGCGGUUGGUAGCGAAGACAACAGCGGGUCAAAUGGUUACGACGAACGUGAGCGCAUAUACGGACGUUUCAGCGCAGGCGGAGAGCUCUACUACGGUGUGCUUAACAAAUCGGCCGGCGCAUCCGUCGGUGUCCGGUUCGCAACGCUACCAGCACACAGUGGCACGCCUCUAACGGCGACAUUUACUCUUGCGCCGUUGAUGGGCAACAUCAGCUCCAGCUUUGCAGUCAUGGCCCGCCAGAGCUGCUCCCUAGCCACUAGGUUUGACUUUAACGUCUACAGCUACGAGAGCGACUGGACUGUUGGCAUGGAGCUUUGGGGCAAGGGUCGGAUGGCCGGACUGAUUGACCGACGCUUGGAACAAGAAGAAGAAGAAGAAACUCUGACCGUAGCCGUUGAUACGAGGCCAGUUGAGAAAAAGAGAGAGAGGAGUUUCCAGGCCAAGAUGGAAUGGAGACUGGACGAAGAAGACGAGGUCGAGCCGCCUCCUCCAAACAAACGUGAAGAGGAGUUUUCUGGUGUGCUCAAGGCGCGUAUGGAUCAAUACUUCAAAGUCGGUUUGCUAUGGGAGGGCCGUCUCAAGUCCCUCAUCUUUAGCUUGGGCACCAGCGUAAACCUGAGCAAGCCCGAGCAGUCAUUUCGCAGUUUAGGUCUGGCAAUACAGUAUUCAUCAUGA
Molecule: messenger RNA, 1341 nt
Organism: Pyricularia pennisetigena
Lineage: Eukaryota; Fungi; Ascomycota; Sordariomycetes; Magnaporthales; Pyriculariaceae
Exons: 2
Coding region: 1-1341 (446 amino acids)
Biological process (GO): mitochondrial outer membrane translocase complex assembly; protein insertion into mitochondrial outer membrane; phospholipid transport
Cellular component (GO): SAM complex; ERMES complex
Source: RefSeq, a predicted model, not a curated record